AUGAGCAACUAUAAUUGUCCACACUGAUGAAGAAAGAGUGAGUGAGCACUUUUUCUCUUAGCUUCUUCUCCACUUACCCUUUUCAACCAGUGGAAAACUCUCAACUCUCCUCUCUAAAAAUUGAUACUUUACAUAUAUAUAUGGAGAGAGCUCGUUGAAGAAGGUAAUGAAUGGCCAAAUUCUGGCAAAGACUAUUGAAGAUUUGAAUCGCAGAUGGCUUUAUCUUCUUGCAUUUCCCAGCCUUUGUCUUCUUCAUCUCUCUCGAUGAUGAAUCGCAACAUUUCAGCUAAGAGCUCGAUAACAAGUCUUUCUCUCAGCAAUGUCAAGUCUAAACUAUGCGUUGGUUCGUCAAGUAUUCGACUUCAGAAUCGUUGGAGCUUUAUCGGAGGAUCAAAAAUCGCACUUUUCCCUAAUGUUUCAUCGAACUCGUCCUCUCUUGUUCAAAAGAAAUCCUCUGGUGUACGAGCUUCAUGGAUAGCUACUUCUCAGAUUGCAAGCAGUGUAUUUGCGGUUGGAACAACCGCUGUUUUACCCUUUUACACUCUAAUGGUUGUAGCUCCAAAAGCUGAAAUUACCAAAAAGUGUAUGGAGAGUAGCAUACCGUAUAUCGUCUUAGGCGUAUUAUACGCGUAUUUGUUAUACCUUUCUUGGACGCCUGAUACUCUCAAAUACAUGUUUUCCAGUAAAUACAUGUUGCCAGAGUUGUCUGGAAUAGCGAAAAUGUUCUCAAGUGAAAUGACUCUUGCUUCUGCUUGGAUUCAUCUUCUUGUUAUAGAUCUUUUCGCUGCAAGGCAAGUUUUUAAUGAUGGGCUAGAGAAUAAGAUUGAGACGAGGCAUUCGGUUUCAUUGUGCCUUCUCUUCUGUCCGGUUGGAAUCGUUUCACAUUUUGUAACCAAAGCUUUAACAAACAGCAAGUAGGUGCAAGUAAACCGGUUUAUCUUGGUCUCUCAAUGUCUCUCUUUAGCUGCUUAUUAAGAUUUGGAAUGAUUGUUCAGUUCGGUUAAAUUACAACAAAACGUCUUUGUAGUGGAUUAAGUGCUUGACAAAAGGAAUGCGACUAAACCAACUUG
Eutrema salsugineum is the source of this 1070-nucleotide messenger RNA. Its product is annotated as protein ABA DEFICIENT 4, chloroplastic. Lineage: Eukaryota; Viridiplantae; Streptophyta; Magnoliopsida; Brassicales; Brassicaceae. The coding region runs from base 214 to 918 and encodes 234 amino acids. The transcript is spliced from 6 exons. The record is from RefSeq and is a predicted model, not a curated record.